Molecule: messenger RNA, 2775 nt
Organism: Morchella importuna
Lineage: Eukaryota; Fungi; Ascomycota; Pezizomycetes; Pezizales; Morchellaceae
Exons: 9
Coding region: 1-2775 (924 amino acids)
Biological process (GO): post-translational protein targeting to membrane, translocation; SRP-dependent cotranslational protein targeting to membrane, translocation; L-arginine biosynthetic process
Cellular component (GO): Sec61 translocon complex; membrane
Molecular function (GO): L-glutamate N-acetyltransferase activity, acting on acetyl-L-ornithine as donor; signal sequence receptor activity; transmembrane protein transporter activity
Source: RefSeq, a predicted model, not a curated record
AUGCUUUCUAGACUCUCCUCGAGGUUCCCCACUCGUGGUGUCGCUUUCAUGACUACUCGUGGCUACGCAACUGGGCCCGCGCCAAAUGCAAAGUGGAAAUACGUCCCUCAGAGUGGGAGUUACCCACAGGGGUUCAACGUUGGCGGUAUUCAUUGUGGAGUAAAGAAGGAUGGGAAGAGCCUUGACCUUGCGCUUGUGACUUCCGAGUUGCCGUGCAGCGCCGCUGCGGUUUUCACGAAGAAUGUCUUCAAAGCGGCACCUGUGGUCAUGGGUAGGGAAAUGUUGGACAAGCGAAAGGGUUAUGGGAUCAGAGGGCUUGUGGCUAACAGCGGAUGUGCUAAUGCCAUCACCGGAAAGGGUGGAAUGGAGGAUGCAUUGGCUAUGGGGAGGGGAGUUGACAAGCUGGUGGGAGAAGAGGAGAGCAGUACUCUGGUCAUGAGCACUGGUGUUAUUGGACAAAGGCUCCCGAUUAAAAAGAUUCUCGAUGGGAUCCCGGAAGCCUAUAAAAUCCUUGCACAAUCUCACGAGGCCUGGCUUAAUACCGCGAAGGCCAUUUGCACAACAGACACCUUCCCCAAGCUUUGCUCUAAGAGCUUCACUUUCCCUGGAUCCUCGACAACCUACAAGAUCGCUGGAAUGGCUAAGGGAGCUGGUAUGAUCCAUCCCAACAUGGCCACCCUCCUUGGAUUCAUGGCCACGGACGCCCCCGUCUCCCCAGAGGCUCUCCAGAACAUCCUCACCCACGCGGUUGAACGCUCGUUCAAUGCCAUCUCUGUAGACGGUGACAUGAGCACCAACGAUACUGUCGCUCUCCUUGCCAACGGCGCUGCAGGUGGCAAGACCGUAGAGGCAGGAACUGAAGCCGAAGCCGUCCUUAGAGCGGUCGUAACGGAGUUUGCCGAAGAGCUCAGCAAGCUGGUUGUUCGUGACGGGGAAGGCGCGACAAAGUUCGUGACCGUCAGCGUGAAGGAUGCAAAUAACUUUGCAGAUGCGAAGCAGGUCGCAUCAACUAUCGCUAGAUCUCCUUUAGUGAAGACAGCCCUCUAUGGGCGAGAUGCUAACUGGGGUAGAAUUUUGUGCGCGACUGGAUACUCUGGCAUCGAUGGAAUCGUUCCGGAGAAGACCAAUGUGUCAUUCAUCCCGACUGAUGGCUCGCCUGAAUUGAAGCUCCUUGUUAAUGGAGAACCAGAGAAUGUGGAUGAGGAGAGGGCGAGCGAGAUCUUGGCCAUGGAAGAUCUUGAGAUUAGGGUUUCGUUGGGAACGGGCAAGGGUGGUGAGGCGGCAUAUUACACGUGCGACUUCUCGCAUGAAUAUGUCACGAUUGAUUCUGUUAAUUCCACCGCAAUCAUGAGCGGCUUGCGAUUUCUCGACCUGAUUAAGCCGUUCGUGCCCAUCCUCCCAGAGGUGGCGUCACCCGAACGCAAAACUCCAUUCAGACAAAGGCUAAUGUGGACUGGGUUGACACUACUUAUUUUCUUGGUUAUGUCCCAAAUGCCAUUGUAUGGAAUUGUAUCUUCAGAUACCUCGGAUCCCCUCUAUUGGCUCCGUAUGAUGUUGGCAAGUAACAGAGGAACAUUGAUGGAGCUGGGAAUAUCUCCAAUUAUCUCGUCUGGAAUGGUUUUCCAGCUUCUCGCCGGUACUCACUUGAUUGAUGUCAACCUCGACCUUAAGUCUGAUCGCGAGCUCUACCAAACCGCCCAGAAGUUGUUUGCCAUUAUUCUUUCUCUCGGACAAGCUACCGUCUACGUUUUGACUGGUCUCUACGGACAGCCCAGUGAUCUUGGUGCUGGUGUUUGCCUUCUCCUUGUUCUCCAGCUCGUUGUUGCAGGUCUCAUUGUCAUUCUUCUCGAUGAGCUCCUCCAGAAGGGUUACGGUCUUGGAUCCGGUAUCUCUCUUUUCAUUGCCACCAACAUUUGCGAGAGCAUCAUCUGGAAGGCUUUCUCUCCCACCACCAUCAACACUGGACGUGGACCUGAAUUCGAGGGAGCCGUCAUUGCUUUGUUCCAUCUCCUCCUUACCUGGGGCGACAAGAACCGCGCUCUCCGUGAGGCUUUCUACCGCCAGAAUCUCCCCAACAUCAUGAACCUUUUGGCUACUCUUGUUGUCUUCGCCUCGGUCAUCUACCUCCAGGGAUUCCGUGUCGAGAUCCCCGUCAAGUCUAGCCGUUACCGUGGAACUCGUGGAACCUACCCGGUCCGUCUUUUCUACACCAGCAACAUGCCUAUCAUGCUACAGUCUGCUCUGAGCUCCAACGUUUUCCUCGUCUCACAGAUGUUGUACAACCGUCUCCCAGACAACCUUCUCGUUCGUUUCCUCGGUGUCUGGGAGCCCAAGGAAGGAUCUGCUCAGCUCUACGCUGUGUCUGGUAUCUCUUACUACAUGUCUCCUCCCCUCAACUUCACCGACGCUCUUAUCGACCCUCUUCACACCGCUAUCUACAUCUUGUUCAUGCUCACCGCCUGCGCCAUGUUCUCCAAGACCUGGAUUGAGGUUUCUGGCUCUAGUCCCCGUGACGUUGCCAAGCAGUUGAAGGAGCAGGGUUUGGUCAUGGCCGGACAUCGUGAGCAGAGCAUGUACAAGGAGCUUAAGCGUGUUAUCCCUGUUGCCGCUGCUUUCGGUGGUGCUUGCAUUGGUGCUCUCUCUGUCGCUUCCGACCUUCUCGGUGCUCUUGGUUCUGGAACUGGUAUCUUGUUGGCUGUUACAAUCAUCUAUGGAUAUUUCGAAAUCGCUGCUAAGGAGGGUGACAUGGCUGGCCUCGGCCAGUUCGUCUCAUAA